AUGGAAAUCAUGAUAGAUGCAACUGCAGGGCAUGAAGCUUUAUCUUUCAUGGAUGGGUCGUCAGGAUAUAAUCAGAUUAGAAUGGCUCUAGAGGACGAGGAGAAAACAGCAUUCCGAACUCCAAAAGGUAUAUACUGUUAUAAGGUAAUGCCUUUCGGAUUGAAAAAUGCAGGUGCUACAUAUCAGCGCGCUAUGCAAAGGAUCUUUGAUGAUAUGUUGCAUAAACACGUUGAAUGUUAUGUUGACGAUCUCGUAGUCAAGUCCAAGAAGAAAUGCGAUCACUUGAAAGACCUAAAACUGGUACUUGAUCGCCUCAGAAAAUAUCAACUAAGAAUGAACCCUCUCAAGUGUGCAUUUGGUGUAACUUCAGGGAAGUUUUUGGGAUUUAUAGUGAGACAUCGCGGCAUCGAAGUUGAUCACUCAAAAAUUGAUGCUAUCCAGAAGAUGCCAAGUCCGAAGAACCUGCACGAAUUGAGACGAUUGCAAGGUCGCUUGGCUUACAUUAGAAGGUUUAUAUCUAAUCUUGCAGGUCGAUGUCAACCGUUCCAGAGACUAAUGAGGAAGGAUGCAGUCUUUGAUUGGGACCAGUCAUGCCAAAAUGCAUUUGAUAGCAUAAAGAAGUAUCUGCUCAACCCUCCGGUCUUAAGUGCGCCUGCAACUGGAAAACCAUUAAUAUUGUAUAUUGCGGCUCAAGAGACUUCACUCGGGGCAUUACUUGCACAAGAAAAUGAUAAGGGUAAGGAAUGCGCACUCUACUAUCUAAGUAGAACUCUGACAGGAGCUGAAUUAAAUUAUUCUCCAAUUGAAAAAAUGUGUCUCGCCCUCUUCUUUGCAAUAGAUAAACUGAGACAUUAUAUGCAAGCCUUCACUAUACACUUGGUGGCAAAAGCUGAUCCUGUCAAAUAUAUAUUAUCGAGGCCAGUCAUCUCGGGACGCCUCGCGAAGUGGGCUAUUAUACUCCAACAAUACGACAUUGUAUAUAUCCCCCAAAAAGCAGUAAAGGGCCAAGCAUUAGCAGAUUUCCUGGCUGAUCAUCCAGUUCCAUCAAAUUGGAAGUUAUGUGACGACUUACCCGAUGAGGAAGUAUUGUUUGUUGAAAGCAUGGAGCCUUGGCUCAUGUUCUUUGAUGGUGCGGCACGAAGAAGUGGAGCUGGUGUUGGCAUUGUCUUCAUUUCUCCUGAGAAACAUAUGUUGCCAUAUAGCUUCACACUCGGUGAAUUGUGUUCAAAUAAUGUUGCCGAGUACCAAGCCUUCAUUAUCGGUCUCCAAAUGGCUUCAGAAUUUGGGAUAAAGUGCAUAGAAAUAUUCGGCGAUUCGAAGUUAAUCAUAAAUCAGCUCUCUUAUCAGUAUGAGGUAAAACAUCAAGACUUGAAGCCUUACUUUAGUUAUGCUAGAAGAUUGAUGGACAGAUUCGACAGCAUAAUAUUGGAGCAUAUACCGAGAUCAGAAAACAAGAAAGCUGAUGCACUUGCAAAUCUAGCCACUGCUUUAACAGUCUCGGAAGAUAUACCAAUAAACAUUUCCCUUUGCCAAAAAUGGAUUGUGCCUUCAAUUGAAAGUCAAUACGAAGAAGCUGAUGUGAUAUCUGUAUAUGCAAUUGAUGAAGAAGAUUGGCGCCAACCCAUUAUAGACUAUUUGGAGCAUGGAAAACUUCCCACCGAUCCUCGACAUAGAGCUGAAAUACGUAGAAGAGCUGCGCGAUUUAUUUAUUACAAAGACACACUUUACAGACGCUCAUAUGAGGGACUUCUACUGCGAUGCCUAGGAAAAGAGGAAUCGACAAAGGCCUUAGAGGAAGCUCAUUCAGGUAUUUGUGGUGCCCACCAGUCUGGUCCAAAGCUCCAAUAUCAGUUGAAAAGAAUGGGUUACUAUUGGCCUACCAUGAUCCACGAUUCGAUGCAUUUUGCGAAGCAUUGUGAGGCUUGUCAAUUCCAUGCAAAUUUUAUACAUCAGCCACCAGAACCGCUCCAUCCAACAAUAGCUUCAUGGCCUUUUGAAGCUUGGGGACUCGACCUGGUUGGACCUAUCACGCCUAAAUCAACGGCUGGUCAUUCUUACAUCCUUGCAGGAACUGAUUAUUUUUCUAAAUGGGCUGAAGCCGUGCCAUUAAGAGAAGCAAAGAAGGAAAACAUUGUAAAUUUCGUUCAGACACACAUCAUUUACAGAUAUGGUAUUCCUCAUCGCAUCGUAACUGAUAAUGGAAGACAAUUCGCUAACACUUUGAUGGACAAGCUAUGCGAAAAAUUUAACUUCAAACAGUUCAAGUCUUCUAUGUACAAUGCUGCAGCAAAUGGAUUGGCAGAAGCAUUCAACAAAACUUUGUGCAGUCUGCUUAAAAAGGUGGUCUCUAAGACAAAAAGAGAUUGGCAAGAAAAGAUUGGGGAAGCAUUGUGGGCCUACAGAACUACCCAUCGUACUCCUACGGGUGUUACACCCUAUUCCUUAGUUUAUGGCGUUGAAGCAGUACUCCCACUAGAAAGAGAAAUUCCUUCCUUAAGAAUGGCUAUUCAAGAAGGGCUAACUACUGAAGACAAUGCUAGAUUACGCCUUGAAGAGUUGGAAGCACUUGACGAAAAGAGACUGGAAGCUCAACAAGCACUCGAAUGUUAUCAAGCACGAAUGUCAAAAGCCUUUGACAAACAGGUAAGGCCCCGAUCAUUUCAAGUUGGUGACUUAGUGCUCGCAGUAAGAAGACCUAUUAUCACGACAAGGCAUACGGGAAAUAAGUUCACACCUAAAUGGGACGGACCCUACAUUGUCAAAGAAGUUUUCACGAAUGGAGCAUACAAAAUCAUUGAUCAAGACGGAUUACGAAUUGGCCCAAUCAACGGCAGAUUUCUCAAGAAGUUUUAUGCUUAA
This is a messenger RNA of Cucumis melo (muskmelon), 2859 nucleotides long. RefSeq lists its product as uncharacterized. The transcript has a single exon. The record is from RefSeq and is a predicted model, not a curated record. Gene Ontology annotation, molecular function: nucleic acid binding; RNA-DNA hybrid ribonuclease activity. Lineage: Eukaryota; Viridiplantae; Streptophyta; Magnoliopsida; Cucurbitales; Cucurbitaceae. Gene Ontology annotation, biological process: DNA integration. The coding region runs from base 1 to 2859 and encodes 952 amino acids.